Messenger RNA from Durio zibethinus, 1655 nucleotides. The record is from RefSeq and is a predicted model, not a curated record. NCBI's taxonomy places the organism in Eukaryota, Viridiplantae, Streptophyta, Magnoliopsida, Malvales, Malvaceae.
AUGACUGUCUCAGUUGUGCUAUAGAUGACUGUCUCAGUUGUGCUAUUAAGAAAUUGUUCACAAAGAGAGAGAGGUAGCACCACCCUUAACUUGGCUCUUUGACUGCUGGAUUUAAUGGCAGAGUUGAAGAGCUGUAAUGAAUGGAAACCUUUUAUUGCAAUGAUAGCAACUGAUUUUUCUUUUACGGUGGUGAAUAUUCUUCUUAAGAAAGUCCUUGACGAAGGGAUGAACCAUUUGGUCCUCAUAACAUUCCGGCUGUCAAUUUCCACAAUUUUCUUGGCCCCUAUUGGCUACUUUGGGAAAGGUAGGAGCUUCCCAGUCUCCAUUCCUAUUACUUUUUCUUUUACAAUUUUGACAAAAUUCUCUACCUUUGAUAGUGAGCUAAAUUCUGAUUUCUUGAGUGUGUUUAGCUUUAGCGCACCCCUCUCGUUAGAACAGCAGACCAAAGCUCACACCACGCAUUUUAUGUUACCUCUUCUGCAGUGCAAUCGUUGGUGUAGGACCUCACUAACGCAGUAUUUCUUUCUCCUUGGAAUUCAAUACACAUCUGCUACAUUUUCGUGCGCCUUUGUCAACAUGGUGCCAGUGCUGACGUUUAUAAUGGCAUUACCAUUUCGGAUAGAAACUGUGAACCUCAAAAGCCACAGUGGGAGAGCCAAAAUACUUGGUUCAGUGAUUUGUGUUGGAGGUGCCCUGCUAUUAACACUUUAUAAAGGAAUUCCUUUAUUCAAACACCCACUCUCGCAGGCCAUGGCUCCAACUAUGGCAAAUGCGAUCAAGCUGAGCUCCUCUAGAAGAGCAGAGAGGUGGACCAUUGGUUGCCUAGCUUUGAUAGUAGGAACCGUAUUGUGGUCUUCAUGGUUUAUCAUUCAAUCAAAUGUAGGCGAAAGAUAUCCCUGCCAAUAUUCCAGCACUGCAAUCAUGUCUUUCUUUGGAGCAAUCCAAUCAGCUAUCUUUAGCUUGUCUACAAGCAGGGACCCUUCGGUUUGGGUUCUGAAGGGAAAAGUGGAAAUUAUAACUGUCCUCUAUGCUGGAAUGAUAGGAUCAGGCUUGUGCUAUGUGGGCAUGGCGUGGUGCGUCAAGAAGAGGGGUCCUGUCUUCACGGCAGCCUUCAGUCCUCUUGUUCAGAUAAUGGCAGCUAUGUUUGAUAUCCCCAUCCUCCACGAACAACUCAAUCUUGGGAGUUUGUUGGGUUCAAUAGUUGUCAUCAUUGGGCUGUAUAUUCUUCUUUGGGGCAAGAACAAAGAGAUGCGGAAUUGUGCUUCAAAAAUUGCUCAAGAAGCCAAAGAGAUCAGAGAACAAGAGGCUGAUCAGUUACAAGUUACCUCGGUUUCUUGUGAUUCAAGUUUUCGGGAGGCCAAGUAGGCAUUUUGCGGCCUAACUUCAACUUCAUUCAUGUAGUAUUCAGAUAACCUAUUAAUAAAAUUAGUACCAACAAAUAUAUUUGAACUUCUCUUGUUCAAUUGUUCCACAACAUAGAAAAUCAAGGAAAAGUUUGCUUUACCAUUUUAUUGAUGGAUGCACCGUUGGUCCCAGGAUUCAGAGUCAAGAUAUAUAUGCAACAGUUUGUCGAGUAAAAUUGAGAAGAAAAUUCAGCAUGGUAUCACCCUGACUCUAUCACUCUUUGUGUAUAUAUGGAGAGAGUAAGGAAAAAA